AAGGCAGGUUUCAUUGUCCGCAGUCACAGUCAGGGAAGCGGCGUGCUCGAUUGGAAAGACAUCCGGAAUGAUCGCCAAGUGAUCACCAGCAAUUUUAUAUAUUAUAUCGUCCCUUAGUCUUAACCAAAAUGAAGCUCUUGAUUGCUUUAUUUGGCCUGAGCGUGGCUGUGAUGAGUGUAAUGAUUUUCCAAGCUGCGCGCCAGGAGUUUCACCUGCGUAGUAUUAAAACCCGCACAGAGGAGAACACGGCAGAGGUCAAAAUGAAAGAGGAGGCCAUCAUCGCGCUGAAAACCAAAAUCAAGCAGCUGAAGGAAGCGGUGGCGUCCACCAGCGCCAAAGUGGAGGGGCUGAGGAAGAAGAAAGUGGACACGGAGAAGUCAACAAAGGACCUUGAUAAAAGUCUGCUGACCUGCAACAAAGACAAGGCAGAUUUUGAGAAGAAGAAGACAGCUAAGCAAACGGCCAUCACUGAAUUCAAAGCUGAUCACAAAGCCCUAAAAAGCAGGGCAGAAGAGGACAUAAAGAGCUUGAAACAACAGAUUUUGGAUAGAGACAAAGCCAUUUGUGCAUUUGCUGAUACAACAAAGAAAGAAGCACGAAAGCUGUGUGGACUACCUGACGCCCAAAAAUGAAGUUGACUCAGAAGCAGUCAACACUGACUGGAAACUUAAAAAUAAAGCCUGCCAUGCAUUCAACCAUAAAGUUUGUAAUAUGACUGAUGUGGUAACAGCUCUACUGAAUUAGUUUACCAGAAAGGAAGAACUAUGUCUGCAGAAGCAUUCAACACAAACAGCACAGGCAUAGGGAAUGGGAUAAAUAUGUUGUACAGUUUUACAAAAUUUUGGUGUGAUUAUGUCACUUGGUUAAUUUUGGACUGGCUUUUUAUAUCUGUAAAAUACUUUGAUACACACUUGUUUAUUGUUUUGAUGUUGGAUUUCAUAAGUAGAUGAACUUGGCUGUCAUGUAGAGUAUUUACCUCAGCAAUAGCUCUCCUGAUUUAACUGGUAAAGCUACUUUGUGUUGCACAUUAACCAGCCUGCCUGAGGUUUUUGUUUUGGGUGUGCUGCCCCCACUGAUGAAACUUGAAUGACUGGUAGAAACCAGAAAAGGACAUGAUCAUCAGUUUAAUUUCUCAUUUGUGGAAUCAUUUAACCAAAUAAACCAACUUCAUUAAGACAACAAAGUUAAUGCUUCAUUAAAAUACCAUCUGUUACGUCACGUGUUGGAAUGACAGGAAAAAAU
This is a messenger RNA of Scomber japonicus (chub mackerel), 1242 nucleotides long. RefSeq lists its product as uncharacterized. Lineage: Eukaryota; Metazoa; Chordata; Actinopteri; Scombriformes; Scombridae. The coding region runs from base 129 to 632 and encodes 167 amino acids. The transcript is spliced from 4 exons. The record is from RefSeq and is a predicted model, not a curated record.